Molecule: messenger RNA, 5111 nt
Organism: Oreochromis aureus
Lineage: Eukaryota; Metazoa; Chordata; Actinopteri; Cichliformes; Cichlidae
Gene: adam15
Product: ADAM metallopeptidase domain 15
Exons: 25
Coding region: 441-3401 (986 amino acids)
Biological process (GO): integrin-mediated signaling pathway; innate immune response; proteolysis
Molecular function (GO): integrin binding; metalloendopeptidase activity
Source: RefSeq, a predicted model, not a curated record
UGACGUCACCGUCGGUCCCAGUAUAAACACGGGCGGCCCGGAGCGCCGUGUUAAUGAGCAGCUUCAGGCCUCUAAACGAGUCGAGUUGUCCGGAAACAAACGGCCCGAGCCGGAGGAGCCUGCGGGGUCCCCCUCGGGGCUGGCGCUCAGUCCGGGACUGUAGGACACGUUUGGCUGGAGCUGCGCAGAUAACGGUCCGAACCAGAGUAGUGAUUUCCCGCUACAUUACCGACAGUAACGGACACUCCCCCGCCCGGGGUUCGGGACAGCACACGCCGCUUUGUGUAGGUGUUACAUAGAAAAGAAGCGCCAUGGAGUUUCAGCGGAGCCUCUCCCAGUGCUCGGACACGGUGAGGUAACGGGAGCGGGACGGGGUUGCCUCACACACACACACAUCAGACAGCGGCAACCUGUUGCUGGUUGCCGGUGACGCAGAGAGGAUGAGCGGGACUGCCGGGCUGCUGCCGCCGCUGCUGCUGCUACUGCUCAGCGGCCGUGCUGCGUUCAUCGUCUGCCGGUCCCUGAACGCACCGCAGGAUGUGGGGAGUCUGCCUCUGGACGGACAGACGGACGGUACCGACAGUCUGACAGCCACGGUGACAGGUGUGGACAGACGCCAACGCCCGCUGCUGGCAAAAACUCGCCCCUUCGUUCUGGUGGACGGGCGGAGACGGAGCCUCGCGGAAGCUUUCCGGGAUGGCCACCCUGACCGGCUGCAGUGUGGGCUGGAGGUGGGAGGAAGACUCUUCCUGCUGGAGCUGGAGAAGAACCACGACCUGCUGCCCAAACCACCAAAUGUCUUCUACUACCUCCCCAACGGUACCGGAGUGUCUGUAACGGCCAACCCUGUGACUCACUGUUAUUACCACGGCAGCGUCAGAGGAUUCCCCCAGUCCAGAGUGGCUGUGAGCACCUGCUCGGGACUCCGUGGCAUCAUCGCCCUGAACUCCACCCUGAGCUUUGAGCUGCAGCCACAGGAGGAGCACCACCAUCACCACCACCAGACGAGUGAGGAAGAGGAGGAGGAGGGUGCAGGAGGAGAGAGCGGAGGAGGAGGCAGAAAUGGAGGAAGUGGAGGAGGAGGUGAUGAUGAUGAUGGAGAAGUCCACCUGCUGUUCUCCACCACCCCCCUGGAGGGUGACGCUGCAGGAGGCUGCGGAGUGUCUCACACCUCCGUCCCCCCCAUCCACAGCUCCACACACACACACAGGACAAAGAGAGACAUCCUGUCUGAGACCAAAUACAUCGAACUGGUGCUGGUGGCUGAUCACCAGGAGUUUCUGAACUACCAGAAGAACAAUAACACCAUCAUCUACCGCAUGCUGGACGUGGCCAACCAGGUGGACUGGUUCUACCGUCCCCUGAACGUCCGCGUGGCGCUCACGGGUCUGGAGAUCUGGAGCGACCGCGACAAGAUCCGGGUGGAGAAGAGCCCGACCGACACCCUAAACAACUUCCUGGAGUGGCGGACCAGAGACCUGCUGCCACGCCUUCGCCAUGACAACGCCCAGCUCGUCAUGGGCGGGUCCUUUGACGGCACCACAGUGGGGAUGGCGUCUCAGUCAUCCAUGUGCUCCAGAGACAGGUCGGGCGGAGUCAACGUGGAUCACCUGGUCAGUGUUCUGGGCGUGGCUUCAACUGUUGCUCACGAGCUAGGUCACAACCUCGGGAUGAGCCACGACACCGCGGAGCGCCACUGCUCCUGCCAGAACGAGCCGCGGCUCGGGGGCUGCAUCAUGGAGCCCUCAACCGGGUUCAUGCCGGGUCAGCAGUUCAGCAGCUGCAGUGCUGCAGAUCUGUCCGUCAGCCUGCUGCACGGCGGCGGUAUGUGUCUGUUCAACGUGCCGCAGCCGGAGCAUCUGCUGGGAGGACCUCGCUGUGGAAACCUCUACGUGGAGAAAGGAGAGGCGUGUGACUGCGGCCUGCUGGAGGAGUGUGAGGACCCGUGCUGUAACGCCUCCACCUGUCAGCUGGUUCCUGGAGCUCAGUGCUCAUCUGAUGGUAUCUGCUGCCAGGACUGUAAGCUGCGAGCGGCGGGUUCGGUGUGUCGUGAGCCUCUUGGGGAAUGUGACCUCCCUGAGUAUUGCACAGGCUCCUCCCCCUACUGCCCCCCCAAUGUAUUUCUGCAGAAUGGGGAACCCUGUGAGGAGGGCGCCUCCUACUGCUAUGGAGGAGUCUGCGCCAGCAUGCACAGCCAGUGCCAGACGCUGUGGGGACCCAAUGCCACCAGCGCUCCCGCCGUCUGUUUCUCGUCUGUGAACAAAAAGGGAAACAAAUAUGGAAACUGUGGUCAGCUGACCAACGGCUCCUACAUCCCCUGCAGGAACUCGGACGUUCACUGCGGCCGGAUCCAGUGUCAGGGUGGGAGGGACCGCCCCCUGCUGGGCACCAACGCAGAGAUCCUCACCACCAGGGUCCACUUCAACAACAGCGACCUGGUCUGCAGAGGCACCUUCUUCCACCUGGGUGACGACGUGUCCGACCCCGCCACCGUGGCCCACGGCACCGCAUGCAGCCACGGCAAGGCCUGUUUGAACCAGAAGUGUCAGGAUGUGUCAGUGUUCGGUGUGGACGAGUGUCGCAGGAAAUGCAACGGCCACGGGGUGUGUAACAGCAACAGGAACUGUCACUGCGAGGUGGGCUGGGCUCCGCCCGACUGCAGGUACUCGGGUCAUGGCGGUAGCGUGGACAGCGGUCCGGCCCGAGCGGCUCGAGAAUCGGAUCCCGUCCGAGUCGCCCUGCUUGUCAUCUUCCUCUUCAUCCUGCCGGUGGUCCUCCUCUUCCUCGCUCUCCGGUUCCCUGGCUUCCGUCGGCGUCUCUUCUGCCUGGGACCGAACAGCCCAUUUCAUAAAGCUCGACAGCACAACCGGACUCCGGCGAUGGAGCGAGUGGACGGCAGGAACGGAGAGCAGGUCCGACCUCUCAGAUACCACCUGAACCCUCAGACGGACAUCCCGCUGACCCCGCCCCAAAAAGAGGUUCAUGACAGACCUGCUCCUCCCACUAAGCCACUCCCCCCAGACCCCGCUCUAAAACCUCCACCGCAGUUGGUUAAACAGCGACCGGCCCCCCCCACCAAGCCUCUGCCCCCUGACCCCCCCACCCCCUCCAACCAGCAGCUGGUGAGUCGACCAGCUCCGCCCAACAAGCCUCUCCCCCCUGACCCCAUCACACCUGGACAGGUUUCUGUUCCACUCAAACCUCUAGUCCCAAAAAAGCCCCGCCCUCCAGCCAUCCCGUCCAACCCCUAUCUUCCGCCACACCCCGUCUACAACUCCAACACUAAACCGCCGCCGCACGGGGCAGUCGCACCUGCUGCUGCCGGACCCAACAGACGGCCUCCUCUUCCUCCGCUGCGACCCGCCGUCCCUCUGAAGGUGGAGUCCUCUCCUCCACUCUGACCCGCCGGGUCACCUUUGACUGAUCACAGAGCAGCUGAAGGUGGAGACGAUGGAGAUGAUGGAGACUCACUGUCACCGGAUUUCAUCCUCACGAGUAUUAAUAAGCGCUGCUGUAUCUCUGGAGUUCAGUGCCUUGCUCAGCAGCACCUCGGCAGCGGUUAAUGUGGAUGUUUGGGUGAUGUCACGUUCAUUCAGUGCCUUGCUUAAAGACCCUCGCACCGACCUAUGAUUAGUGGUUUCCAAACUGUGGUCCGCGGCCCAUCUGCAGACGUUUUGGUUCUUUUCUUUUUUUUUUUUUAAGACGUUUUUAGUGAAACUUUGUUUUUUUCCGCUGGAAUAAACGCGUAUCCGACCGGACUGACUUCCUGACUGCUCCAGGAUCGUCUGAUCAACAAAGACUUGGAUGAAUGUUCGAGUGGGCAGCAGGAGAUGAGAUUUGUUACAUUUUAUUUUCUGUUACAGAGAAAACUGACUUUUCCACUAUGCUCGGAAUAUUUUUAUGAAGAUUCCCACACACAGGCUCGAGUUACUAUUGGACAACAUCCUCGCUCUAAUUUUGAAAGCUGCACUGCUGCUGACCCGAGCCCAGCUUGUGUUUCCCUACAGACGCCGUCUCUGGUGAUGACUCUGUGCUCCUCCCUCUCCUGGGAUGCACAGUAAGCUGGACGAGCGACCAAUCACGCCCUGCGGCAGGUGUACAGGAAGCGCAAUCACCAGCUGAGCUCCGCCACAGUCAAAGGAGAGGCGGCUGCUGACAGCUCCUCCUGGCACAGAGUGGGCACAGAACAGCGGUCCGGUUCGUUAUGAUCCGUGCGUGACUUCCUGCCUCACGGAUGCCGCAUAUGCAGCCUCACUGUGCAGGAAACGCCGCUGUCAGGAAGAGCGACUGCGAAUAAAGCUGUAACGCUGCUAACUGUUCUGUCUUUAUUCUGAAAAUAUCUCCCUCCUAACUUUCACGUAUUCACAGGAAUAAAGUAAGACGAGGUUUUUGGCCGUCAUCACUUUGAUCUCAGAGCUUCAGCCUUUAUUUUCCAAAUGUCACAAUAAAAGAUCACGACUUUAUUACCAUGCUGUUACGUAAUGUCAGUGUGCUUUUGGUUUGUUAAGGUUUCUACUGUAAAAACGCUCCUCUGAUGACGUCAGUCUUUUCAGCUUUGCAGGUUUUAUUUUUGUGCUUUUUAUGUACGUGUGUACUUUGACUUUAUUGUGAAAAUCUCGGACGGUUUUUGUCCUUUGUUCUUUUCUUAAAUGUUCGCCACACCCCUCUCGCCUUCGCCCACGUGUUUCUACACCUGCUGACUGUUUAAUUUUGCUGGAUGGUGUUUGUUUUGUUUGUAUGUUUUUCUGAACCCGCCUUGAGAUCAGAGACGGCAGGAAUGUGCGCCGAUAGUUUGUAACGUGACACCAAAGAAACGCCGGGAGACUAAAGCGAUGAAGAUUCAGAGGAAGGUUGACGUGAGCUGCUAAAGGAGCAGUUCGCAGUUUAACCAUCGCCUCGUUGCCUUCUCGCUCGCAGCUGUGUGACGUGCUUUAAUUUAAAGACAUCUGAGAAAACGUGACUGUUGCCUUUUUAUAGUUUCUGUCUUCGGAGGUGGACCGAGCGGUCCCCAGUCACCCCGAGAGGGCUGGGGGUUGAUUCCUGGCCAGCCUGUGUGCCUGGUGUUAGAUUAAACUGCAGUGAUGUGAAUAAAAGAAAGUCUGACGCCUCAA